Manis javanica (Malayan pangolin) is the source of this 4408-nucleotide messenger RNA. The record is from RefSeq and is a predicted model, not a curated record. NCBI's taxonomy places the organism in Eukaryota, Metazoa, Chordata, Mammalia, Pholidota, Manidae.
CCCUGGACCCUGCUCCAGACACUUUAAAUCCAGGAGAGAAAAAUGUGUUGAGCCUUCCUGGAGAACAGCAUCUGCUCUUAGCCAAGAUCUCACCACAAACAGCUAUUCAUUUGCCUGUUUCCCAGAGUAAUGAGGGCCAUGGAGCCAGGCCAUCUCCUCUGGGCUCUGCUGUUCAUACAAUCCUUGUGUUCCCAACUGGCUGAUGGGGCCACUCGAGUCUACUACCUGGGCAUCUGGGACGUGCAGUGGAACUAUGCUCCCAAAGGCAGGAAUGUCAUCACAAACCAGCCUCUGGACAAUGACACAGUAGCUUCCAGCUUCCUAAAGUCUGGCAGGAAUCGUAUAGGGAGCAGCUACAAGAAGACCAUCUACAAGGAAUACAGGGAUGGCUCAUAUAAAGAUGAAAUGGCCCAGCCUGCCUGGUUGGGCUUCCUGGGGCCAGUGUUGCAGGCUGAGGUGGGAGAUGUUAUCCUUAUCCACCUGAAGAAUUUUGCCACUCGUCCCUAUACUAUCCACCCCCAUGGUGUUUUCUAUAAGAAGGACUCAGAAGGCUCCCUAUACCCAGAUGGUUCCUCUGGUUGGCAGAAAGCUGAUGACUCUGUUCCCCCGGGAGGCAGCCACAUCUACAACUGGACCAUUCCAGAAGGUCAUGCACCCACUGAUGCUGACCCAACUUGCCUCACCUGGAUCUACCAUUCUCAUGUAGAUGCUCCACGAGACAUUGCAGCUGGCCUCAUUGGACCACUUAUCACAUGUAAAAGAGGAACCCUGGAUAGGAAUUACCCUCCUCGGCGUCAGGAUGUGGACAGUGAUUUCUUCCUGCUCUUCAGUGUGGUAGAUGAGAACCUUAGCUGGCAUAUUGAUGAAAACAUUGCCACUUACUGCUCGGACCCUGCCUCAGUGGACAAAGAGGAUGAGGCCUUUCAGGAGAGCAACAGGAUGCAUGCAAUUAAUGGAUUUGUCUUUGGGAACUUACCAGAACUGAGCAUGUGUACACAGAAGCAUGUGGCCUGGCACUUAUUUGGUAUGGGCAAUGAAGUAGAUGUCCACACAGCUUUCUUCCAUGGACAGAUACUGACAAUCCGGGGCCACCGCACUGAUGUGGCUCACAUCUUUCCAGCCACUUUUGUGACUGCUGAGAUGGUUCCCCACGAACCUGGUUCCUGGUUAAUUAGCUGUCAAGUGAAUAGUCACUUACACGAUGGCAUGCAAGCAAUCUACAAGGUCAACUCUUGCUCCAUGGCCCCUCCCAUGAUCCAACUUACAGGCAAAGUCCGACAGUACUUCAUUGAGGCCCGUGAGAUUCAAUGGGACUAUGGCCCAAUGGGGCAUGAUGGGAGUACUGGGAAGAAUUUGAGGGAGCCAGGCAGCGGCUCAAAUAAAUUCUUCCAGAAGAGCUCCAGUCGAAUUGGGGGUACAUACUGGAAAGUUCGAUAUGAAGCCUUCCUAGAUGAGACAUUCCAGGAAAAGCUGCAGCUAGAGGAAGAUAAGCAUCUUGGAAUCUUGGGACCAGUUAUCAGGGCUGAAGUAGGUGACACCAUCCAGGUAACCUUCUACAACCGUGCCUCCCAGCCAUUCAGCAUACAGCCUCAUGGGGUCUUUUAUGAGAAAGACUACGAGGGAACUGUGUAUAAUGAUGGCUCAUCCCACCAUGCCAUGGUGGCCAAGCCCUUUGAGAAAGUAACGUAUCGCUGGACAGUACCCCCACAUGCUGGUCCCGCUGCUCAGGAUCCUGCCUGUCUCACCUGGAUAUACUUUUCUGCUGCAGAUCCAGUAAGAGAUACAAAUUCUGGCCUGGUGGGCCCCCUGCUGGUGUGCAAGGCUGGUGUCUUGGGUGCAGAUGGCAAACAGAAAGGAGUGGAUAAAGAAUUCUUCCUCCUUUUCACUGUGUUGGAUGAGAACAAGAGCUGGUACAGCAAUGCCAAUCAAGUGGCUGCUAUGUUGGAUUCCCGGCUGCUCUUAGAGGACAUCAAGGGUUUCCAAGACUCCAAUAGGAUGCAUGCCAUUAACGGGUUUCUGUUCUCUAACCUGCCCAGGCUGGACAUGUGCAAGGGUGACACAGUGGCCUGGCACCUGCUUGGCCUGGGCACAGAGACUGAUGUGCAUGGGGUCAUGUUCCAGGGCAACACUGUGCAGCUUCAGGGCAUGAGGAAGAGUGCAGCCAUGCUCUUUCCUCACACCUUUGUCAUGGCCAUCAUGCAGCCUGACAAUCCUGGCACAUUUGAGAUUUACUGCCAAGCAGGCAGCCAUAGAGAAGCAGGGAUGAGGGCAAUAUAUAAUGUAUCCCAGUGUCCUGGCCAUCAAGCUACCCAUCGCCAACACUACCAAGCUGCAAGAAUCUACUACAUCAUGGCAGAAGAGGUGGAGUGGGACUAUUGCCCUGACAGGAGCUGGGAACUGGAAUGGCACAACCAGUCUGAGAAGGACAGUUAUGGUAACAUCUUCCUGAGCAACAAGGAUGGACUUCUGGGUUCCAGAUACAAGAAAGCUGUAUUCAGGGAAUAUACUGAUGGUACAUUUAGGAUCCCUCAGCCAAGGACUGGACCAGAGGAGCACUUGGGAAUUUUAGGUCCACUUCUCAGAGGAGAGGUUGGUGAUAUUCUCACCGUGGUGUUCAAGAAUAAUGCCAGCCGGCCCUACUCUGUGCAUGCCCAUGGAGUGCUGGAAUCUAGCAUUAGCUGGCCACUGGCUGCUGAGCCUGGUGAGGUUCUUACUUACCAAUGGAACAUCCCAGAGAGAUCUGGCCCAGGGCCCAAUGAUUCUGCUUGUGUUUCCUGGAUCUAUUAUUCUGCAGUGGAUCCUAUCAAGGAUAUGUACAGUGGCCUGGUGGGGCCUUUGGCCAUCUGCCGAAAGGGCAUCCUGGAGCCCCAUGGAGGACGGAGUGACAUGGACCAAGAAUUUGCCUUGUUAUUCUUGAUCUUUGAUGAAAACCAGUCUUGGUAUCUGGAGGAGAAUGUGGCAUCCCAUGGGUCCUGGGAGCCAGGCCGUGUUAACCUACAGGAUGAGACUUUCAUGGAGAGCAAUAAAAUGCAUGCCAUUAAUGGAAAGCUAUAUGCAAACCUUAGAGGUCUUACCAUGUACCAAGGAGACAGAGUAGCCUGGUACAUGCUGGCCAUGGGCCAAGAUAUUGACCUACAUACUGUCCACUUCCAUGCAGAGAGCUUCAUCUAUCGGAAUGGAGAGAGUUACCGGGAAGAUGUUGUGGAUCUGUUCCCAGGGACCUUUGAGGUUGUGGAGAUGGUGGCCAGUAACCCUGGUACAUGGCUGAUGCACUGCCAUGUUACUGACCAUGUCCAUGCUGGCAUGGAGACCCUCUUUACUGUCUUGUCCCAAAGAGAACACUUAAGCACUACCACCAUCACAAAUGAAAUUAGAAAAGUAAUCUCCAAAGACAUUGGAGAAGAAAAUGUGAGGAUGCUGGGCAUGGAGAUCCCUGUAGAGGAUAUCGAGAUGUUUGCUUCUGUCUUGAUUGCCAUGGGUGUCAUUCUCUUGAUCAUUGUUUUGGCUCUUGGUGGUGUGGUCUGGUACCAGCAUCAACAGAGAAAGCGACGGCGCAACAGGAGAUCCAUCCUGGAUGACAGCUUUAAGCUUCUGUCCCUCAAGCAAUAACAACUGAAUCCCACAACCACACAUAUAGAAUGCACUCCCAGCAAGCCAUGGACUAGCAGCUGACCCCACUGUCAAAAGGGCAUGGGUAUUAGAGUGGUAGAGGAUGGAAUCAAGCUGUCUGAGUAUUUCUUCACUUAUUUAUUUGCAUGGAAGUGAUAUGCUAUCUCUUUUCUUUAGUUUAUUUGCUCCACUUGGGCACCUGGGACUAGGUGAGUUCCCUAGUAUCCCAUAUCACAAAUUUCAAUAGAUAGAUUACAUCACCCAUGGAGAUUUGGAAGUCUGAAAGUUUCUAAAAGUUGAUCCUUUUUUAAAAAUAUAUAACAAGAGUAAAACUUAUUAAUGAGGUUUCUACUGUUCUCUACGAAAUAAGUAAAUUCACUCUAAUCUGUGAAGUGCCCUGUGAAGAUAGUCUACAUUUAAAUGAAGGAUGAAAAACAUAGGCAUCAUGGAGAAUGUGUAGCAUGGAAUUUGAAGAUAAAAACUCGUUUCAUUAUACUUGGCAGUGAACUAUUUUGGAGCAGUGUUUGGAUAGAAUAUUCUUGCCAUGAGUACCUAUAACUUCUGGAGCCAGAAUCUUUCCAGGAAACCAGUCUUCCAAAUUCAUGGCACACUUGAAAUGAAGGGAAUGUUGACUGUCCUUUCCAUGUUUUAAGAAGAAAGUCCUGUACAUUAAAGUACUUGGAAAAAUUCAUAUGUAAACACCAAAGACCCCAAAUAGCCAAAGCAAUCCUGAGAAGGAAGAAUAAUGUAGGGGGGCGGGGUUCUCUCCCUAACUUCAAGCUCUACUACAAAGCCACAG